UUUCUCUCAAACUCUUUCAUUUACCAAGCUUCCCAUACUUGUGUAUAAGUAUAGGAGAGUGAAAUCAGAUUUAGCAUUUACUCACCUUCCAACAUCUCUCUCUCUCUCUCUCUCCAAAGAGUUGAAGGAAAAAUGGGUUUUCUUGACAAUCUCUCAGACAUGUUUUCAGAUAUCACCAUAACGAAGAGGAAACGCAAACCCAUGCAGACAGUUGAAAUCAAGGUGAAAAUGGAUUGUGAUGGCUGUGUAAGGAAAGUCAGAAAUUCUGUUACCUCCAUGAAAGGUGUGAAAUCAGUGGAUGUAAAUCAAAAACAAAGCAAGGUAACAGUUAGUGGUUAUGUUGAGCCAAAGAAGGUGUUGAACAAAGUGAAGAGCACUGGAAAGAGAGCUGAGUUUUGGCCUUAUGUCCAAUACAAUCUGGUCUCUUACCCUUAUGCACCUCAAGCCUAUGACAAGAAGGCACCCUCUGGUUAUGUGAAAAACGUCGUUCAAGCACUUCCCAAUCCAAACGCACCCGAAGAGAGGCUCAGUAUACUUUUUAGCGACGAAAACCCGAAUGCAUGUACAAUUAUGUAAGGAAAUUUGAGGUUUGUGUGUUAGAAAUUAUGGACAUGUUUGGUUGGAGAUGAAGGUGGACUAGAAUGAGUUAAUGGCAGCUUGUUGUACUUUGUCGUAGGAGCCUGGAAGGCAAAUUUUGUUUGUGCUUGGCUGUAGAGAAUCUGCUUGAAAUAUGAUAUAUUUAUUAGUAGAACGUGUCUCUGUAUGUAUAACUCUAGUAAAUUCAUUUUGUGCAGAAUCCAAUUUAGGGGUUGAACUAAGAAUAAUGACGGGGUUUUGUAUCUAAAAUUCUAAAAAGGGGAUAUGAUUGUUUAUCACUUGCGUCUUUGAGACCUUACUAUUGGUGGACUUAUGAUAAUGGGUGCAACUUUUAGGACAGAGCUUUGCUUACUUUCUAU
Ilex paraguariensis (yerba mate) is the source of this 956-nucleotide messenger RNA. The record is from the annotation of a GenBank genome assembly. Lineage: Eukaryota; Viridiplantae; Streptophyta; Magnoliopsida; Aquifoliales; Aquifoliaceae.